UUAGGUCGUGUCAUAAAUGUUUAUCCCGGUGUAGACGGACAUGUUCGUGUCGUGGACGUUCGUACGACAAAUGGCGUUGUAAAGCGGCCGAUAGCUAAGUUGGUCAUUCUGACCGACCAAUCGGCGAAUGAAGAAAACUAAAUCAUUUUUUCUUCUUAGUAUAAUGGAUGCCACCAAUAUGUUUGAAAUCGAACUCCUCUCGAAGAUCGACACCGUAUUAGAGAGAGCGGACGAGAUAUCUGGUACCAAAAGGCGUACUACAUCCGAAGCUGUUGAGGAACUGGUUAAACCUAUUGCGGCCGUAAAAUUGUCGGAGUCGGUAACAGAAUCCGUAACUGCGGAUUCAGCGCCGUUGCCUACCUCCCAAUUAUUGGAAUCCGUAACUGCGGAUCCAGCCCGCGGAAAACCAUCAGAAUCCGUAACUGCGGGUUCAUACGUAUUGCCGUAUAUCGCGGAAUUUGCAUCUGGGGGGCCAGACCCCAUAACUGUGGGAUCUGUAGUCGUAUCGUCAGCUCGGGCAAAUCCAUCAGAGUCCGUAACUGCGGGCUCCCCGGGCACAUCAAUCGUGAAUCGUAACGGGUGUCGGGUUUGCACUCGCCGGCAUGCUCUUGGUACAUGCAAAGAAUUUGUUGCUAUGUCUGUAGAAGCCCGUAUACAGGUUGUCAUAACACAUCGGGACUGCACACGAUGUCUCACAAAAGGACACCAACGGAGGGAGUGCCAUAGUAAGAAGGUCUGCUAUAGAUGUGGAGGUGAUCAUCACUACCUGUUGCACGAUGAUCCUAAGGAUCACCAUUAUUCGUCCCGGAGUCGAAAAACUACAAGACCCCGUCCGUACCCAAGUUCCGAGUCUCGUCCGAACGUCAGGUCUGGUUCACAUCCGUCCGUACAUACCACACCGGCUGGUUAUCACACUGCUUCUCCCCUUAACCUAUUAUCUCUACAAUCGGUGGCGACACUAUCACCAAGUUUAGUGGUGAGAAUUCAUUGUGUCGGACCAUCAUACCCAGUUCGGUCAGUGUUAGACCCAUGCGCUAUCCAAAGUCAAAUAUGUGCCUCAAUGGACGACGUCCCCAUGUCCGAUGAGGAACGGGAGCUCGACCUCACUGCUGUCCCCAUCUCCGAAGAGCCAACUGCAACAGUGCCUCCGGAAGCUGCACCUCCCUCGGAGGGAACAAAAAAUCCACUUACGGCGGUCCCUGAAGAUCCUUCAGGAGAAACACUGGUCUCGCCACACCCUUUAGCAUCCUGUCGAAAUAACCGGGACUCGAACAAGGCAUGUGUUUACUGUGGCGGCAAGCAUCAGCUAGGGGACUGCAAGGAGUUCAAUGUGAUGCGCAUUGAAAGAAGGUUGCGAACAGUCGAUCUGCAAAAUGCUGCGGAAACUGUCUAUCGCCAACGCAUUCUCUUCGAGAUUGCCACAGUCGGCUUUGUUGCAAAAUCUGCAACCAGCAACCACACGUUGCUCCUCCAACCUUCUUCCAACAAUCGGACUCCGUCCAGCGCUCCCCAGCCAAGUACUUCCAAGCAUCCUAGGCCGCUCAAGAAGCUCCGAAAGCGUAAACCUUCAAAACGUCCGUCCUUUACUUCACAUUCCACACGCCCAGGUACAUCGGUCACUCCCCAACAGGCCAAAAUCAGUGGGGCUUCGACCUGCGAUGCAAAUCGGCCAAUAACCGCCAUUCAGCACAUAGCCGCCAUUCAGUACAUGACUACCGCUGGUGCUGAUGUUGAAGAUAUAACUUCGUCAGAGAGCAAAUAUCAAGCCGCUUCCCAGGCAUAUAUUAAUAGUUUGGCUUUAAUAAAUAGGAAACUUGAUGACCUACGAACGGUUUCAAAUUGCCCCACUGGGAUCCCAUAUUAG
Musca domestica (house fly) is the source of this 1864-nucleotide messenger RNA. RefSeq lists its product as uncharacterized. NCBI's taxonomy places the organism in Eukaryota, Metazoa, Arthropoda, Insecta, Diptera, Muscidae. Bases 128 to 1864 code for a protein of 578 amino acids. The record is from RefSeq and is a predicted model, not a curated record. The transcript has 3 exons.